GUUUGGUAUCGCAUUUAUUAAUGUAUUAAAACUCAAAUCCAUCAUAAAUGAGCCGCAUUAUGACAACAUGAAUUCCGGUUGUACAUUUAGUUGCAGUGGUAAGGUUCUUUCAAACAACUGGAAUUUAAAUAAAGACAGUUUAUUCCUCAGUGGUGAAAUGGAGAACAUAUUUCAUAAUCUUCGGACCAUUGAUACCAAAUUUGAGCUUUUUAAUCAGGUUUGCUCGAUGCCUUAUAUGAUGAUGAACCUCGAGCAUUUUGUUUCUUGUACCGAGAUGAAACUAAGGAUUUUAAUGAGAUAUGAAACAAGUGCUGGCAUUUAUAAUAAUACUAAUACUGCGAUAAGUUCCCGAACUAAACAGGUGGACUUUUAUAACAUGAGAACUUCCAUUUGCAAAUUGAUCAUGUGUAUCCGUACUUGGAUAAAGAGUGUCAAGUGGGAUAGCGAGACUAGGAGCACAGCGGAUGAUUUGGUUGGCAAACAUCUCGACGAAUUGUCUUGUGCGAUUAAAAGCUACCUUGGUCGAUUUCGUGAAAUACCUAUUUGGACGUGCCAAUCUACUGGUUCUACCCUCGGUAAUAAGUGUACUCAACCAGAAUUUCAUAUGUAUCAUAUGCAUCUGGAACUUCGAUGGCUUUACGUCACAUUGAGUCAAGCUCAGAGUCUAUGCUGGCAAUUAUCGAGCAAUCAAUUCGAAGAUGUCAGCGAUGACAGUGACGAGUUAAGAUCGACCAUUGAAGAUUUAAUUUACAUAUCGAUGAAACUCUUUGAAAGGGUCAGAUUUGAAGAUUUGCAAGAGCGAACUCCUUACAGCUGCACCUGUGUCAGAGAACUUUGGCUAAUGCUGCAGAUUCUAGCCGAAGAAAGUGUCCAAGGCUCGACACGGAAGGUCUUCUGGCGGAAAGUCAAUUUCAUCCUCGACAACGCAUUAAUUCAGAAUAAGGAAGCAAUUGAGGGCGAUCACCUAGAGUGCAAUUAUCCGGAACUGUUCUGCGUGUGGAUCAUCUACCACUUGGCUCUUCUACAUGGCUACCGGAAAGACGGAAUAUACGCAAGCCGAUCGUCACCUAGGAUCGACCCGAACUACGAGCAACUGGAGAAGAUCUUAAAGGCCUACGUCGAGAGAGGAGGCAAGGUCGGCCAAAGACGCAACGCGGAGAACGAGCUCUGCGCGAUCAUCACUCUGGUGUACGCCCUCGUCGGCCAGUGGUGGCCACCCCGGAUGCAGGUCGUCUCCUCUCUCUGGGACUGCUUUCAUCGGCGGCUCGACGACUCCUUCUUUGUCCACAGCUCCGGCCUGUGGUCCCUCAGCAUCGAAAGGUAAAGAG
This is a messenger RNA of Orussus abietinus, 1328 nucleotides long. RefSeq names its product protein MMS22-like. The coding region runs from base 68 to 1324 and encodes 418 amino acids. Gene Ontology annotation, biological process: replication fork processing; double-strand break repair via homologous recombination. Lineage: Eukaryota; Metazoa; Arthropoda; Insecta; Hymenoptera; Orussidae. The record is from RefSeq and is a predicted model, not a curated record. The transcript has 8 exons. Gene Ontology annotation, cellular component: nuclear replication fork.